This is a messenger RNA of Arabidopsis arenosa, 1448 nucleotides long. Lineage: Eukaryota; Viridiplantae; Streptophyta; Magnoliopsida; Brassicales; Brassicaceae. The record is from the annotation of a GenBank genome assembly.
GGAUCUGAGCUGAGUUCAUCAUCUUUGUCGGAUAUACAUUUGCUUUGUGUGAAUUUGGAGUUGUUGCACUGAAUGGCGUCCGAGGAUUUGAGUGUUCUUGCGGAAUCAAAGAAAGGGGAAGAGAAUGUUAUUGUUGAUAAUUCCAAGGACAUGACUAGACCUGAGAAUCUUGACUUAUCUACCGAGAAAACUGAUAAUGUCAAUGAGAAUGGUCCAAAAGAUGAAGUUACUAAGCCGGAAGUAGACCUCCCUGAGUCUGGUACUUCAGUGAAGAGUAAAACAGCUAAGGAUAAUAAACCUGUUAAGAGAAAGUCAGGGACCUUUUCUCGCAGCCCGAGAUUCAUGUCUCAGAGCUCUUCAUUUCCAACUAAAGGGGCUCAUGCUGAUAUUACUAGAAAGAGCAUUGAUGCAACAACAUCAAAGACUAGUCUUAAACCCGUCGUUGCUGGUGGAUCCAAACCAAAAGCCACUCCAUCUUAUAGCAGCGGUGUUUCCACUAAGCGCACCGGUUUAGUAUCUGCCCCCCUCAAAAAGCAAACUACACCGGUGAAACCCAUUUCUAGGGAUGCAGCUUCAGGCCCUACUUCCAAAUUAGGAGAUGAAGGUUCUAAAUCCAUUGAAGAUGAAAUGGCGGGUAAGGACAUUGAGGAGGCCGGAUCAACCACCGCUGUGGUGGCAGAUAAAGUAUCUAAACCGAUGAAAGCUGAAAUGGCAAGCAAGGAAGAUGAGGACACCCGUUCAACUACCACUUCAACUUCUACACCUCGUGGGCGGAGAAGCAGCGUCGGGUCGGCAUCUGGAUUUUCGUUCAGGUUGGAAGAACGGGCUGAAAAACGAAAGGAGUUUUAUAUGAAACUAGAAGAGAAGAUCCAUGCAAAGGAAGUAGAGAAGACCAAUUUGCAGGCGAAAUCAAAGGAGAGUCAGGAAGAAGAGAUCAAAAGGUUGAGGAAGAGCUUGACAUUCAAAGCUGGUCCUAUGCCUAGUUUCUACAAAGAACCCCCACCUAAGGUUGAAUUGAAGAAGAUACCAACUACUCGUCCUAAAUCUCCAAAGCUAGGACGCAGAAAGAGUAGCAGUGAUGCAACAGGAGGUGAAGCGGCUCCUCGUGUGACGAAACCAAAAGACUCAUCAUCAUCUACACUGAAGAAACCCAUAACAAAGUCUCAGCCAAAGCUUGAAACUCAAGAGAAGUCAGUGAAGGCCAAAGAAAAGAAGAAGGAAGGGAAGAAAGAAGAAGUAGAGAAGAGAGGAGAGGAAGAGAAGGCUUCUCCUGCCGUGGCUGCGAAACCCGAAGAGAAGAAACCGAAUUCCAACAACAUCCAAGUGAAGGCUGAGAUAAUGGCAAGCGAGGUUGCAGUGGGAGGCUGAUCAGAAGCAAAGAGAUAUCUAAUGUCUGCUUCUUUCUUUCUUUCUUAAAGCAUUAAUGUGAAUAGAGUUGUCGCAUUGCG